CUUCAAUUUGAGUUUGAGGCGCGCGUGGCGACUUUAUUAAUUAUAAUUCCUCGUAUGUUUUGAAUUAUCACACGUACAAAUUGUCGCUUGUGUGCGUCGUCAAAUUUUUAAUGGUAUAUAGAUAGACGGUACGUGCGACGACGCGAUCAUUUCGGCACCGGGCGAGUCGCGCUUAGUUUUUCACACGUUGCUGCCCACAGAAAGAUUCGGACCAGCAGCGGUCGCCGCAGCAACCGAAUGUUUUUCGCCAGUUUGAUCGGCGCGUUUCUCGUCGGCGCGUCAGCCGCCGCGGGUAUUACCGCGUACAUGACAACGCCUGAAUUAAUUCGAAAUCUUCAAUACCCUUACGAAAUUCAUCAAGUUGAGACUACGGACGGGUAUAUUCUGACCCAUCAUCGCAUUCCUUAUGGAAAAGCUGGUCCAGGAAACCGUACUCGAUGGCCAGUUCUGAUACAACAUGGACUUGUGGGCGAUUCCAGUGCGUGGGUGAAUAAAAACUCGAAACAAGUUGAUUCACUAGGUUUUCUUCUCGCCGACAUCGGCUAUGACGUGUGGCUGUUAAACAGCAGGGGCAACUACUACUCCAGAGGACAUGUUUCAAAGGGAUUUUUUAAUCCUACGUAUUUUGAUUUUUCCUACCAUGAGAUGGGUGUGUUUGACUUGCCCGAGACGAUCGACUACAUUCUGCAAGUGACGGGGGUGGCUCAAGUGGCUCAUGUGGGCCACUCACAAGGUACCACUGCAAUGUGGGUGAUGCUUUCAGAAAGACCAGAGUAUAAAUCGAAGGUUGCCCUGCACAUUGCUUACGCUCCUGUUGCAUUUCAUGCUCAUAGUGUCAACCCCAUAUUUAGAUUCGUCAGUGUUUUUGAUCGAGUUGGUAUUUUGUCAACGAUGCCUUUCCGUAUUUUGGAGGUACCUCGGAACAAACUCAUUACUUUCUUCUUGACCAACGCUUGUUCCAACUGGUCCCCCACCAGAUACUUCUGUGAAGUAAUAUACUAUUGGGUAAUGGGUUUCAAUCCAGAUGAGCUGGACAGGAAUGAGUUGUGGAAUAUAUAUGGGCAUUACCCGAGCAGUUCUAGCCUCAAGCAAUUUACACAUUUUUCCCAAGCUCUAAACAAACCGGUUUUUGCCCAAUUUGACUAUAAACGUUUCGGAAAUUGGAGAGCAUAUGGCAGUGCUGCGCCUCCGGAAUAUAACCUAUCCCGAGUUGAUAUACCGGUUUACUCGUUCUAUGGGGGGAAGGAUACCUUCUGCCAAUUACCGGACGUUGAUCGAUUGCACUCGCAGUUACCCAAUCUCAAAGCCAAGUACUAUAUAGAAAAAUGGGCGCACUACGAUUAUCUGCACGGAAUCAAUGCAAGACAAAAGAUUUACGAACCGACGAUGCAAAUUCUGAAUGAAAAUUUGAAGUGAUUGCAAAUGAUAUAAUGUCACCAGGACAAUAACAACGAUUGUUAUUACUUACAUUAAGUUUUAUUGUUGUUUGUGAAAUGUCAAAAAUGUGUAGGUUAUGUGGAAGGAUUGUGAAAUAGGUGCAAGUUUCUGUUAUUUUAUGAGCUAAAUAAAUUGCCAACGUUUGUUUCGACAAGAAA
Molecule: messenger RNA, 1595 nt
Organism: Dalotia coriaria
Lineage: Eukaryota; Metazoa; Arthropoda; Insecta; Coleoptera; Staphylinidae
Product: lipase 3-like
Exons: 5
Coding region: 238-1416 (392 amino acids)
Biological process (GO): lipid metabolic process
Molecular function (GO): hydrolase activity, acting on ester bonds
Source: RefSeq, a predicted model, not a curated record